AUGAUGGCAACGAAGCAACUUAAUUCGGUUAAUCCGCGCAACUUCCGCGAGAAAAUAGAACUCUUAAAAAAGAAGGAAGCUGCAUCGACGGCAAAUUUUGCUGCUGCCAUCAGAGAUGCGCGCGAAAUUCGUCAGAUUGCUGGUGGUUGUGAUCCUUCUCAGUUUAAGUCCUUAGCUGUUCAAAAUUUAUUGGAUCGUUCGCUGUCGAAGGCCUGUUCGGCUUCUAACAUCAGUGGAAGUUCUGCGCGCGAUCCAUCCGCAGGUGGGUGCCUUCGAGCUCCGAGCACAGGCGUACAGUCUGGUCCGGGACCCGUUCCAUCUACAUUUCCUUAUCGGCGUGUUCAGCGUUACGCUAGUGGCGAUCAGUUGCCUUCUGCAAGUUAUCCUGUCCCUUCGCACCCAGACAUUCAUGGAAGCACAACCCACUUAGGUUACACAGACUCGCCAUUCCCUGCGCCGUUGGGCCCAAAGGCCGUGACAACGACGUUCAUUCAAGAUGAUCCAUCCCUGCGAUCGACUUCUUAUGCACAACAUCAUACCCCCAUGGGAGGACGUUGUUUGUAUACAGCACAAACCAGCCUUGGACCUUUGAACUCUUCUUCACCAUAUUGUGGGACUCAGGUAAUGGGUACUCAUCCAAAGAUACGCGACUCAUCGUCGGGCACGCAGCAUCCCAUGAUGCCCACUGGACCCGUCAUUCCUGAUGAACGCACUUCCUCAACUGCCGCGAACUUCAACAUGAAUAUCGAUUGGCGACGUUAUCCAACCACGGUCUUGGAUCACCGUGGCUAUGACAAUCGCACGUCACCGGCGGCACAAACGGAAUCUCACACCGAGCCGUGUAUUUCUGGCGUGCCGAUCAAAAGGCCCGACAGCUUGCGUCGGUAUUGCCCAGUGGAAUCUGAUAGUGCGAUCCGCACCAUGGCUUACGGUCGCAUGAAUUGCUACACCCCCAGUACUGCACCAGGUGUUGUGGGGUCCGUCCCAGCAACUGCGUCCCAGUCGGCUUUAUCUCAGGCUGAUGGAUCACUGGGAGAGGAGCACAUGUUACCCGCGAAACGCCCAUUCACCGGCUCAAGCAUUUAUUCUAUGGGAAGUAGCAGCCCUGAACAGUACUCUCAAAUGAACGAUUUAACUUUGAACGAACCCACUGUCCGUCUAGAUCAAACGAAUGAGUGCAGACCUGGCCCCGAGUGGCAUUUAGUGUUCCCAGAUGUCAAGCGCAUGAUGCGUGGAAUCUGUUGCGAGUCACCAACAGCUGCGAUGGAGGCCAUCACUGAACUGGCCAAAGGAUUACCCGCUCCGGCAUGGUCGAGCUGUUUCACGAAAUUGUUUGAGCGCAUGAAACGGUGUUUGGAGGCUGGUGGAGAAUACGCGGAGAAAAUCUAA
Echinostoma caproni is the source of this 1389-nucleotide messenger RNA. The record is from the annotation of a GenBank genome assembly. Lineage: Eukaryota; Metazoa; Platyhelminthes; Trematoda; Plagiorchiida; Echinostomatidae.